Molecule: messenger RNA, 927 nt
Organism: Colletotrichum scovillei
Lineage: Eukaryota; Fungi; Ascomycota; Sordariomycetes; Glomerellales; Glomerellaceae
Product: cyclin
Exons: 1
Coding region: 1-927 (308 amino acids)
Biological process (GO): regulation of cyclin-dependent protein serine/threonine kinase activity
Cellular component (GO): nucleus; cyclin-dependent protein kinase holoenzyme complex
Molecular function (GO): protein kinase binding; cyclin-dependent protein serine/threonine kinase regulator activity
Source: RefSeq, a predicted model, not a curated record
AUGGCGGCAGAGAAGCUCAUUCGCACGAGCUCACAAAAACCUGGCUCGCAUGCGCAGGCUGAGGCUGCAGCCGCAGCUUCAUUGAGUGGUGGAAUCGAGGCUCUCGUGAAGAUAACAGGCGAUAUUCCUCCGACACCACCACCUACAAGCCCGACACUACCCAAUAUGAGAGGAAUGGCGGCAGAGAAGGAGCUCAUUCGCACGAGCUCACAAAAGAACCUGGCUCGCAUGCGCAAGGAGGCUGAGGCUGCAGCCGCAGCUUCAGCGUCCUCGCCUCGUCGACCACCGAUGAUGUCCCAGAUGAGCGGCUCGAGUAGCUCGACACCGCAAUUAAUAGACGGUGUCCAUCUGCGGCAGACACAAUCGCCGACACCACCACCGCCACCGAAAGCACCCGAACCACACAUAAUAAUUGGGGAGAACUCGCAGCCGAUUAAUUUGCAGCAUAGUGCAAUCACGCGCAAAUUCUACUCUAAGAAACCGCCGCCCAUUGGUAUCGACGAAUAUCUAGCGCGAAUCCACCAAUGGUGCCCGAUGAGCACUGCCGUGUACCUUGCUACUAGCCUAUAUAUCCACCGCUUAGCCGUUGACGAACGAGCGAUCCCUGUGACGCGGCGGAAUGCGCAUCGAUUGGUUCUAGCGGGACUUCGAGUGGCAAUGAAGGCGUUGGAAGACCUCAGCUACCCGCACAGCAAGAUUGCCAAAGUUGGAGGCGUUAGCGACGUCGAGUUGGCGCGCUUGGAGAUUAGUUUUUGCUUCCUGGCGAACUUUGAGCUGGUGGUCAGAGAAGAUACGCUGAAGAAGCACUGGGAGGUUCUGAAGCAGGAGCAGCCAUUGAGGCUCAUACAUCCCAGUAUACCGAAUUUGUCGUUGAACCGAAAGCCCAGAGAGUCGGCGCACUCCGGACAGGAAAACCAAUGGAAAUGA